Molecule: messenger RNA, 4593 nt
Organism: Drosophila hydei
Lineage: Eukaryota; Metazoa; Arthropoda; Insecta; Diptera; Drosophilidae
Gene: Eps-15
Product: epidermal growth factor receptor substrate 15-like 1
Exons: 12
Coding region: 379-4164 (1261 amino acids)
Biological process (GO): endocytosis; endosomal transport
Cellular component (GO): plasma membrane; clathrin coat of coated pit; cytoplasm
Molecular function (GO): cadherin binding; calcium ion binding
Source: RefSeq, a predicted model, not a curated record
UUAAUGCUAUUGAGACGUUACUCAGCACUAGUUAGAGGCCGAUGCUGAAAAAGGCAUAAGCUAAAAAUUAAAUUUCAUGCGUGUAAUUAAAUUGUAGCCGUAAUGUGCUCAAUUGCAACACUAUAACUGUCCAAGUUGUACGUGCAACUCGCGGCGCUUAAAAUUUAGGGUGCGUGGCCACCGUACAACCGCACACACACAGUAAAAGCGAGUUCCGCCCUCGCUUACCCUUACGCCAAUAAGAGAAAAAAAUCGAUUUUGUGAUAGUGAUAACAGCGCUUACGCUUAAAACAACGCAGAGGCAGGCAAAAAUCGUGGCUUUUCUGCAUAUUUUUUGGGAUUGAAGUGUGCACAUAAUAUCUUCAAAUCAGCGGCAAUAUGAAUUUGGAUUUUACUAAAGUGUGCGGCAAGCACAAUCUCGUCUAUGAGGCGUACUACAAACAGAUUGACCCAAAGGGCACUGGUGCCAUUGAGGCCAUGACGGCUGCUAAGUUCUUGAAAAAGUCAGGCUUGAGCGAUGUGGUGCUCAGCCGCAUAUGGGAUCUAUCCGAUCCGAAUGGCAAGGGCUUUCUGGACAAGCCAGGAUUUUUUGUUGCUCUUAAAUUGGUAUCACUAUCGCAGGCGGGCCAGGUGGCCAAUAUGAACAACAUCUACAUGGAUACGGCGAAUCCACCGAAAGUUGGUGAAAUACCAAAGGCCAUACCUACUCGCAUACAAACAGUGCCAGUUGCUAGUGCAGGUGCCACAAGCGGGGAUUGGACUAUUAGUGUCAUCGAUAGACUCAAGUAUGAGCAACUCUUUGAAUCACUUAGUCCGCAGAACGGCAUGCUUCCGGGUAACAAAGUGAAAGGCGUAUUGAUGGAUUCUAAGCUGCCCAUGAACAUACUGGGCACCAUCUGGGAUCUAGCUGAUCAGGACAAGGAUGGCAAUCUGGAUAAGCACGAGUUUAUUGUGGCAAUGCAUCUUGUUUACCAGACACUCCAGAAACGCACAGUGCCUAGUGUGCUGCCUCCGGAGCUGCGAAAGGCACCCAAACCUGCAAUGCCACCGCCACCAGCAGUUGCUGCUGGAGUUAAUGCUCCUAUGCCACGUGCGCCCAGUGGAGAGGGUUUUGGCGAUGGAGGCUUCGUAGCCAAUUUUCCCAAAGAUAUUGCACCGCCGGCAGCUAUACCACCAUUGCCCGUUGCUGUGCCGCCCAUGACACGCAUUCCACCGGUCGGUGCCGUGAGCGCACAGCCACUGAUACAAACUGAUCCACUGAUACCCAUUGGAGCACCACCGUCGGUGACGGCCAACGCUGAUUGGGUGGUCAGCGCAGUCGAAUUAUUACGAUUCGAGGAAAUAUUCCGACAAUCCGAUUUGGACAAGGAUGGCUUGGUUUCUGGUCUCGAAGUGAAAGAUAUAUUCAUUAAAUCGGGUAUACCACAACGCAGUCUCGCAGAUAUUUGGGCACUUUGCGACACAAAUCAAUCGGGCAAGCUGACCGUGGAACAAUUCGCUUUAGCCAUGUGGCUAGUGGAGCGAAAACAACGUGGCGUAGAUCCGCCACAGGUACUAACAGCUAACAUGGUGCCGCCGUCUAUGCGUUCAAUAGUGUCUGGUGUAGAAGUGCAGCCGCAGGAGACAAAGCCGACAUACUCAAACCCCGAGUUGGAGAUGAUAUCCAAAGAGAUCGAAGAACUGGCACGCGAGCGACGUGCCCUAGAAACAGAAAUAGCACAAAAGGAGGCCGAUGUGCGUAUCAAGAAUGGUGAAGUGCGAAGCCUGCAGAGCGAAUUGGAUACCUUGACGGCAACGCUCAAGCAGCUGGAAAAUCAACGUGGCGAGGCACAGAAACGUCUCGAUGAUCUUCAGGCUCAAGUUACCCAAAAUCUGGCCGUGUUGGCCAACGUAAGUCUUGACAUAACCCGCACCAGCAAUCAGGUGACUAAGAUACGGGAUCAGUGUCACAAGCAAGAGGAGACCAUCAACGAACAGGAAGGUGAGCUAAAUGCCAAGCGCUCAGAGCUGCAGAAGCUCAAGGAUGAGGAGUCAUCUCUACAAAAGGAAUACGAUAACAACAAUCGAGAGCUGUCCAAGCUAACAAAACAUCUGCAGAACACGCAGCUGCAAAUUAGUUCGGUACGCUCUAUGGUCACCCAGCUGAUGGAAACACAGCGGCAGAUGACGGAUGCCUUGCUCAUUUGUCGCGCUGCCAUGGAGAAUCAAAAUGCUGAUCUCGUCUCGGAAUAUCAGCUGAAAAUCGAGCCAGACUUUGAUGAUGCGCGCAAAAUAAUGCAAAAAGAAGUCGAAAUGCCCAAAGAUGAUCCAUUCCAGGAGAACAACAGCGGUGCUGCCAACAAUGCUACCAAUGGCUUUGACAACGAUCCCUUCAGCGGGCAGGUUAGCAAGCCAACGCCCGCUAUCACCGGCGGCUUUGAUGAUAGCUUCAAUAUGAGUUCCGGCUUUGACAGCGGCUUCGAUGCCUUUGGUCAGAGCGGUGGUAGCGGAUUUGGGCAAACGCAACGCGAUCCGUUUGGUGGCGAUGCGUUCGGCGCAAACAAAUCAAAUGCCAUAACGCCAGAGCCUGGCAAGGAUGAUUUUGGCAGUGAUCCGUUUGCAGCGCUACACGCACCCACGGGUCAGGGUCAGGUGCUCAGUCCCAAUGCGCAACGUUCUGGCCCACCACCCAGACCAGAAUCACCUAGUCCAGCUUUGCCACCAAAGAAAUCCAAGGUGCCGCCACCUAGACCAGCUCCACCACGCGCAUCACAGCCUACAGGCGGCUUCGGCGCUGGCGGUGGAGGCGGAGGAUUUGCUGAUUUUGACGACUUUGACAAUAAGCUACAAAACAUUCCAAUCGGUAACCCAAAUACAACCACGCCCACUCCGGCGUUAAAUGCCACGCUGCUCGAUAGCUUCUCGCUGUUUGAUGAUCCUCAAAGCCAGAGUAAGGCAGCCAGCACUAGUACACCAACACUGCCAACACUGCACCCACAAGCCUCCUCCCACACACUGCUAACGACAUCAUCGGCAUCGGCAUCGGCAUCGACAUUGGCAUCAGCAUCGACAUCAACAUUGACAUCAGUAUCAGCAUUAGCAUCUGCAUCAGCCUCCACAGCAAUCAGCACAAAUAACCAACAUUUGUCGCGUUCCAAUACACCGCUGCAGACACAGGCCACAACGGGAAAGGCAAUGGGAACGGGAAGCGGAUCAGCAUCAUUAGCGGGCCUCUUUGAUGCCUUUGGCGGCGGCAGCGGUAGCGGCACCGUCAGUAGUAGCAAACCGGCUGUCACGCCAGUUCCUGCUGUUAUACAAGGACCGACAGACUUUAAGGAUGAUCCCUUUAAAGACUAUCGCUACGAGGAUCCAUUCAAUAUCAAAGAUCCCUUUGCAGACGACGAUGAGAGCACGUCUGCAGGUGAAGCCAGCAAGAAGAACUUUGCCGAGGACUUCAGCUCGGAGGAUGAGCUCCCCUCCAAAGCUGUUCCGAACAAUAACAAGUCAAAGACGGCCACACCGCUCAGCAGCGAAUUGUUGCAACAAUUUGAUGCAUUCAAUAUGAAUGCCAGUCCUGCACCUUCACAUCAAUCGGCCACAUCAAAUCCGAAAGCACUGGAUGCUUUUGCCGACUUUGAUGACUUUGCGCUGGAUAAACCGGCAGACGCUGGUGAGGCGACAAAAGGAGCCACGAAAGCAAAUCUGAACAAACUCAAUGAUUCCUUUUUUAAUGCAUUUAAUGACAAUUUCAAUGACAACAACUUGAACGUUAACAACUCCAGAAACAACGAACAAACUAAGGUCAAGUCAAAUGUGGCUGCUUUUGAUGCAUUCGCUGUUCAGAGCUCAACGACUAAACCGGACGCAAAACUCUUUGAUGCAUUCAAUGAUAACUUUGAGGACAGCUUUGGACCUGCUAAGCCUGCAAACUCGACCACACUGGAUAAUAACUUUGCUAAAUUUGAUGCUUUCGAUGCUCACAACUUCUCCAACGACUUUGGCAAAAGCCUUGACGACAGUAAUGCAAACAAGAGCAAACACAAUGGCAGUGGAAGUGCCAGUAAGAAAAGCAAGGAAUCCCUGACCAAAAAAGAUAAUGAAAAGUUUGCAGCGGACUAUUCAAAGCCCGAGAGCUAUGACGCCGAUCUGGAGGAGGCACUAAAGCGCAGCAUGCUCGACAAUUGAAUCACUUCGCUACCCAAAGCAGAUAUUAAUGUGAUGUUGCAUACGAACAAUCUUUCUAUUAGCGACUUGCAUGUCCGCACUAAACAGCUAUAUAUUAAUUAGUAUAGCUAAACUGCGUUUUAAAGCAACUUUCCAAACUGUACAAUAUGAAUGCUUUCAAUUCUUAUAGUUUAUUUGGUGGCUACAAUAUUGCAAUAGUCAUCAUGUAUCAAUACAUAUAUAUUCCCUAGUGUAUACAAUGCAGAAACAUUGAUUGUCUAAUGCGAAAGCAAACAAACCGAAAAUGCUGGUAUUAUAUUCAUUAUAUCAUAUUUAAUAGUUUAAAUGUAAUCGACAUACUCGUUAACGUGUUUCUAAUAACGCGUUUGCGUUAUGUAUGUACACCAAAACUCUAUGAAUAAACCAAGAGCAAUAUAUUAAACGCCUCUC